This is a messenger RNA of Poecile atricapillus (Black-capped chickadee), 1577 nucleotides long. It is a transcript of the gene SPOCK3, whose product is annotated as SPARC (osteonectin), cwcv and kazal like domains proteoglycan 3. The record is from RefSeq and is a predicted model, not a curated record. Gene Ontology annotation, molecular function: protein binding; calcium ion binding. Lineage: Eukaryota; Metazoa; Chordata; Aves; Passeriformes; Paridae. Bases 106 to 1395 code for a protein of 429 amino acids. The transcript is spliced from 11 exons.
CGGACGGACGGGCGGCCGCAGACGGCGGCGCGUGCGGGGAGGGAGCGGGCGCGGGGCCGCCUUUCCGGCCGCGGCGAGGAGCGCGGGUGCGGGGCGCGCAGCAAGAUGCUCGCGGCAGCGGCAGCCUUGGUGUGCGUGUGUGCAGCAGCCUGGUGCAGCCCGGCGGCGGCGGCGGCCGGGGGCAGACCGGACAGCGGCAAUUUUCUGGACGAUAAACAAUGGCUCACGACCAUCUCCCAAUACGACAAGGAGGUCGGGCAGUGGAACAAAUUCCGAGACGAUGAUUAUUUUCGUACGUGGAGUCCGGGUAAACCAUUUGAUCAAGCUUUAGAUCCGGCUAAAGAUCCAUGUUUGAAGAUGAAAUGUAGUCGCCAUAAAGUCUGUGUGGCACAGGAUCAACAAACUGCAGUUUGCAUUAGUCACCGGAGGCUUACACACAGUAUGAAAGAGGCUGGUUUAGGCCAUAAACAGUGGAGGGGUGGUCCCAUUUCAUCAAACUGCAAGCAGUGUCCAGUAGUUUAUACCAAUCCUGUUUGUGGAUCAGAUGGUCACACAUAUUCUUCUCAGUGCAAAUUAGACUAUCAAGGCUGUGUCUCAGGAAAACAAAUUUCAGUGAAAUGUGAAGGACGUUGCCCUUGCCCUUCUGACAAAUCCACAAAUGCAGGAAGAAAUGACAGGAGAGUGUGCAGUGACCUGGAAUUCAGGGAAGUUGCAAACAGAUUGAGAGACUGGUUUAAGGCACUUCAUGAGAGUGGAAUUCAGAAUAAGAAGACUAGGAUUGUUCAAAGGCCUGAAAGAAGCAGAUUUGAUACCAGCAUUUUGCCAAUUUGCAAAGACUCCCUCGGCUGGAUGUUUAAUAGGCUCGAUACGAACUAUGACCUGUUGUUGGACCAGUCAGAACUUGGAAGCAUUUACCUUGACAAGAACGAGCCGUGCACCAGAGCGUUCUUCAAUUCUUGUGACACAUACAAAGACAGUUUGAUAUCUAACAAUGAGUGGUGCUACUGCUUCCAAAGACAGCAAGACCCACCUUGCCAGACAGAGCUCAGCAACAUUCAGAAGCAGCAAGGAGGAAAGAAGCUCCUAGGGCAAUACAUCCCCUUCUGUGAUGAGGAUGGGUAUUACAAACCAAGUCAGUGCCACGGAAGCCUAGGGCAGUGCUGGUGUGUGGACAGAUACGGCAAUGAAGUGUCAGGAUCCAGAACAAAUGGUGCAGCAGAAUGUGCUAUUGAUUUAGAGACUUCAGGUGAUUUUGCCUCUGGUGAUUUCCAUGAAUGGACAGAUGAUGAAGAUGAUGAAGAUGAAAUAAUGAACGAUGAAGAUGAAAUUGAAGAUGAUGAUGAAGAUGAAGGGGAUGAUGAUGAUGAUGACGAUGAUCAUGAUGGAUAUAUUUGAUAAUAUUAAGAGGUCCAUAAUGUUGUACCUUUCUAAAUUUCACAAGAUGAUAUUUCAUAAAAUCCCUUUGCUCUCCGAGAUCAAAAGGGUUCUAACAAAUAUGUAUAUUUUGUAUGAUUAUUUCAAACAUUGCAGCUGGAGUCAUAGACUUCUUUUGUUUAAAUAAGAAUAAUUAUAUCAUG